Messenger RNA from Sorghum bicolor (sorghum), 777 nucleotides. RefSeq names its product low temperature-induced protein lt101.2. Bases 253 to 417 code for a protein of 54 amino acids. The record is from RefSeq and is a predicted model, not a curated record. The transcript has 2 exons. Lineage: Eukaryota; Viridiplantae; Streptophyta; Magnoliopsida; Poales; Poaceae. Gene Ontology annotation, cellular component: membrane.
GCUGGCAGCUUUCUUUGUUUCUUUCCCUGGGACUGGGAUCAGCAUCUGCUUGCUACUACGCUUCCUCAUCUGCUGGCACUGGCGUCUCUCCUCCCCUGGUACCUGAGCUGAGCUGAACCGGGGCAAAAUUUUGCACUGAGAUUGAGCUACUACCUCCUCCAGCGCCUCUUCUUGCGCACCUAGAAUAGAAAGAGAACUACUGUAGAAAUAUACAGCUACGAGAACUAGAAGGCGGCGAGCACAUCGGCGGCAAUGGGGUCGGAGACGUUCCUGGAGAUCCUGCUGGCCAUCCUGCUGCCGCCGGUCGGCGUCUUCCUCCGCUACGGCAUCGGGGUUGAGUUCUGGAUCUGCCUGCUGCUCACCAUCCUGGGAUACAUCCCGGGCAUUAUCUAUGCCGUCUACGUCCUCGUCGCAUGAUUAUGAUUAUUAUAUAUAAUUAUGAUGUGUGAUAAUGACCGGCCGGGAGCUAGAUUGGUUCGAGACCACGGGUUUCUGAAUUCUGAUCCAUCCAUUCCAUACAUGUAGCCCAUGCUGUAUGUUCUUGUAUCUUCUAAAUUAGCUUAGCUAGCGGUUGUUUCUCUUGUGUCCUGAUCCAUUUUGUUGUGCCCAUGGACAAGGAUGGGAGAAAGGAACUGUAGCUUCGAUGCUUCGUCUAUGCAAGUGUGCUAGAUCUAGUCUAGAGUUUCUACUCUACUAAUUUCGAGUCCAGACAUGUUUCUGAAAUCUGCAUGCACUGCGAUGUUUGUUUAAUAUAAUAUAUGUGGUGAUGCUGAUGCA